Molecule: messenger RNA, 3114 nt
Organism: Sorex araneus (European shrew)
Lineage: Eukaryota; Metazoa; Chordata; Mammalia; Eulipotyphla; Soricidae
Gene: SAMD14
Product: sterile alpha motif domain containing 14
Exons: 10
Coding region: 345-1604 (419 amino acids)
Biological process (GO): calcium-mediated signaling; neuron projection development; actin filament organization
Cellular component (GO): actin cytoskeleton; postsynaptic density; cytoplasm
Molecular function (GO): actin filament binding
Source: RefSeq, a predicted model, not a curated record
CCCGCCCGCCCGCCGCUCGCACACACGCGCGCACACACGCACGCACGGAGCAUCCUUCUCCGCGGCUCUCCGGUCCAGCCCCGCCCGCGCCCGCCGCUUCCCGCAAACCUUCCCGCUCUCCCCACGCCCCCUCCCCGCCCGCCCGGCUCUCAGGACCCUCCUCGCCGACCUCCGCCCUCCUCCCGGCAUGGAGCGCUCGGAGCCGGCGCGGAGCCCCCCGCGGCCGGGGUGACGGCCCCCCAGCGCCCCGCUCCCGCCGCGCCCCCCGCCCCAGCACCAUGGGCCCGAGGGGCUCCCGGGGCGCCCGACGCUGAAGAUGACUGAUGCUGGAGCCGUCCUGAGUCAUGGCUUCCUCAAAACUCCGAGAACUCACCGAUGAGGUUUUUGACCUGGACUUGGCCGUGCCCGAGACCGCCAGGCUGGACAGCAGUCUACACAAGGCCCGGGCGCAGCUGCUGGCCAAAGGCCGGAGACACCGGCCCUCCCGCUCCCGGCUUCGGGACAGCGCCAGCUCCGCAGAGGAUGGGGAAGGCUCCGAUGGGCCUGGGGGCAAGGUGACGGACGGCUGCGGGAGCCCCCUGCACCGGCUGCGUUCGCCUUUGCACUCGGGCCCUGGGUCCCCGGCGGGGGGCUCUUUCUGCCUGGAGCCCCCCGGCUUGCGGCGCAGUCUGGAUGAGGACGAGCCCCCGCCCUCGCCGCUCGCGCGCUACCGGCCCCUGCACAACGCCGCGUCGCACGAGGGCCUGGCGGCCGCGUCCUGCUCGCCACCGCGCUCCGCGCCCUCCUCGGACAGCUCGCCCAGCUUCGUGCGCCGCUACCCGCGCGCAGAGCCGCACAGCGAAGAUGACAGCCGGGAUGCCAGCCCGCCUGAGCCCGCCAGCCCCACCAUCGGCCUGGACAAGAAGACUCGCCGCAAGUUCCUGGACCUGGGGGUCACCUUGCGCCGAGCGUCCACGAGCAAGAGCCGUAAGGAGAAGGGCAGUAACCGGCUGUCCAUGGGCAGCAGGGAGUCGGUGGAGGGCUCCGGCAGGUCAGGGGGCUCCCCGUUUCUGCCCUUCUCCUGGUUCACAGACAGCGGCAAGGGCUCAGCAUCCUCAGGCAGCACCACGUCUCCCAUCUGCUCCCCCAAACACGAAGGCUUCAGCCCCAAGAAGUCAGCUUCGCAGGAAUCCACCCUGAGCGACGACUCCACCCCCCCCAGCAGCAGCCCCAAGAUCCCCUGCGGGCCCCGGCAGGAGGCCAAGUGCUCCUACCCCUACCACACGCUGUCCCAGUCGUCUGACGAGUUCCUGGAGGAGCCGCUCCCUGCUGUGCACCACUGGACCAGCCAGCAGGUGGGCCAGUGGCUGGGCAGCCUCCACCUGGAGCAGUACGCCGCCGAGUUCGCCGCGCGCCAGGUGGACGGGCCGCAGCUGCUGCAGCUGGACGGGAGCAAGCUGAAGAGCCUGGGGCUCAGCAGCUCUCACGACCGGGCGCUGGUGAAGCGGAAGCUGAAGGAGCUGGCGGCGGCAGCUGAGAAGGAGCGCAAGGCCCAGGAGAAGGCGGCGCGGCAGUGCGAGAAGCUCCGGCGCCGGGAGCGCGAGCAGGAGGCCAAGAAGAGCUAGGGGGGUGGGGAGGGGGCAGGAACGGCCCCCUGGCCUCACGCUGCCUUCCGGACCGAUGCCCCCCAGAAGGGAGGCGCUUUGGCACAGAGUUCCCGGGGGAGGGCGGCUGGGGGUAGGAGUCGCUCCUCUCCCCGCUGGGGGGGGGCCAGUGCACUCAGGGUAGCCCCACUCCAUACUCGUCAGUGGCCAGGGGUCCCACGGGACCUGCUCGAGGACUCUGGCUGCCCCGCCCCCGUCCCGGGUCCCCAGGGGAGAGAGGACGGUGCAAACGCAGGAGCUGGUGGCGACGGAGCACUCACCCGGCCUGGCAGAGGCAGAGUCUGGGGGGGGUCCUGGAAGACCAGAAGGGUUUACAGCCCACGGGGGCCAGCCCCAGCCCCUGGCGGGACCUCCACAAGCUCCAGAACAGGCACCUGGCAGAGACCCUGUUUCCGGGCAGGCCCUCUGGGUCAGUGGGGUAUGUUCUGUUCCCCGACCACAUCUGUCCUGGCAGGAGGGGGGCAGGAGGGGCCAUCAGACACAGGUGGACCCGCAGCUAGCUCAGUGACUGGGGCACUGGCCUGAAUGACCAACGGGGCCGGGGGUCCCUAAACAGAACCCCCCACCUCCUCCCACCUGCCUGGAGCUGAGGGGAGGGACCAAUGCAUGUCGUCCCCCUUCCCGUCUCGGGGCUGUGGCCUGGGGGAGGGGGUCACCCCUCCCCUACUGGUAAUGCUGGGAGGGGGCUUGGGAGAAUGAGGGGGCCCGGGCAGCACUGGGCCCAGUGGAGGGGCUGGUGGGCGUUAGGAGUGAGUGGGGUGCCCGCCUGCAUGUGGAGGGGGAGCCAGAACUCGAUUUCUUUCAAUAAACACUUAAGACGUGCAACCUCUCGUCUGCUUGAGUGGGGGCCCUGGGCGGAGACAGGGGCGUGAGUGUGGGGCGGGUCCCCUCCAGGCUGUCCUGGGCGGGAGGGAGUUGGGGGCGUCCUGGGGGCGGCGCAGGAAAGCAGAGAGGCAGGCCACACCAUCUCCUCUUUACUGGGGGCGGCCAUGCCCGGCACAGGGGAGGCCAGCACUCAGCCCACUGCACCCCUGCCCCCUGCUCGGGAAAGGGGCAUGCCAGGCUAUAAAACCAGCUAUGUACAAAGGGAGCUAGAGAGAAGCACCCCCACGCGUGGCUGGGCGGGCGCCACCACAAGGGGUGCGACGUGGGCUUGGGAGGGAGGACAUGCGGGGAGGGGCGGGGGCGCCCUCAGCGUCUGUCCAGUUCCUGCGGGCGGGGCCGAGCACCCAGCGGGGGCUGGGGGGCUGCAGCACCCACUGCCCCGCUGGGAGGCCAAGAGUGCCCCCUCCUAACACUGACAGCAGACCACGCCAGGGUGCUGCGGGGGCAGGAGUAAGACAAGCAGGGGCUGUGGAGGGCAGUGAUGGGGGACCCAGGUCCCCCCGAGAAAAGGGGGCAGCACGACGCAGAGAGGAGGACGGCCGCAGAAACGGGCCUCGGGACACCUCCUGGGGGGGGCCUUCCCCAA